UUUGCCAAUGGUUAAUUACGGAAAGGCUGGACAUAUUAACAAUAGCGUAUCAGAUGCAAAAUGCUAUGAAUACAUCGUUAGAUUCGCCUCUUCUUUAACACAAGGAGGUAAAGUGUCUUUUUCUCAAUGUAGGAUACCACCAGAUGAAGCCAUCGAAAAGCUUGUAACUAAAAUCUUAAUCAUGACCUCUAUAGAAACAAUGCUGAAGAAGUCAUAUGUUAUUCCAAACGGGUUCUAA
Funneliformis mosseae is the source of this 238-nucleotide messenger RNA. NCBI's taxonomy places the organism in Eukaryota, Fungi, Glomeromycota, Glomeromycetes, Glomerales, Glomeraceae. The record is from the annotation of a GenBank genome assembly.